AUGAAUACGGUAUCCGAAGACCUAGCCAAUUUUACCACUUUGCCAAGCCAUGCAGAUACCUUCAAAAACUGCACAGAUGAAGAAUUCUUAGAGAUAAAAUCCUAUCUGUCUGUUCUUUACAGCAUAAUCUUUCUGGUGUGCUUUCCAGGGAACAUUAUUGUAAUUUUCACAUAUAUUUUCAAGAUGAGGCCCUGGAAAAGCAGCACCAUCAUUAUGUUAAACUUGGCUGUCACUGACCUGUUGUACUUAGCUACUCUUCCUUUUUUGAUACACUACUCUGCUAAUGGAGAUAAUUGGAUCUUCGGAGUCUUCAUGUGCAAGUUUAUUCGCUUCAAUUUCUACAUCAACUUGUACGGCAGCAUCUUUUUCCUCACUUGCUUCAGCAUUUUCCGCUACAUUGUAGUCAUCUAUCCAACAAGCUGCUUUUUUGUUCGGAAAAGGAGCUGGGCAGUGGUGGCUUGUGCUGCAGUUUGGGUGAUUUCCCUGGUGGCUGCCAGUCCUCUGAACUUUCUGAUCACUUCCAAAGAGAAUCAAAACAGAUCUAUUUGCAUGGAUCUUACUACUUCUGAAGACCUGGAAACUAGCAGGUGGUAUAACUGGCUUCUGACUGCGUUCGCCUUCUUCUUACCCUUGCUAAUUGUGACUCUGUGUUACAUUGCGAUUAUUUACACAUUGGCUACAGGGCCUCAUAAUCACACUUUGCACAAGCAGAAGGCUCGCAAACUUGCCAUUCUUCUCUUGGUGGUAUUUUAUUUCUGUUUCCUACCCUUUCAUGUCUUGAGGGGGACUCAGAUAGAACUACAACUUCAUCCAGUUAGCUGCAUCACUGAGAACCAAACCUAUGCUUUAUUUAUUGUAUCUAUGCCCUUAGCAGCACUAAAUACACUUGGUAACUUAUUACUCUAUGUUGUGAUGGGAGACAACUUCCAGCAGGCCAUCCUCUCGCUUUUGAAAUUGAAGACAAACAAGACCACGAAAUAG
Trachemys scripta elegans is the source of this 981-nucleotide messenger RNA. RefSeq names its product 2-oxoglutarate receptor 1-like. The transcript has a single exon. Bases 1 to 981 code for a protein of 326 amino acids. The record is from RefSeq and is a predicted model, not a curated record. Gene Ontology annotation, molecular function: G protein-coupled receptor activity. Lineage: Eukaryota; Metazoa; Chordata; Testudines; Emydidae. Gene Ontology annotation, biological process: G protein-coupled receptor signaling pathway. Gene Ontology annotation, cellular component: plasma membrane.